AGUCAGUGCGAGUUGAAGUCGAAUUUCAGAUCAGCAUCGAAUGGAAAACCGACUUUCAUCAGGUUUGGAAAACGAGCGCAACCCAGCUUUAUUCGAUUCGGCCGAGCACAACCAUCGUUCAUCAGAUUUGGAAAGAAAGAUGCCACCUUUUAAGACAAACUGCCAUCCGAUCCUAUCUCUAAGCCUAGACCCAGAAUCUCCUUAG
Angiostrongylus costaricensis is the source of this 205-nucleotide messenger RNA. Lineage: Eukaryota; Metazoa; Nematoda; Chromadorea; Rhabditida; Metastrongylidae. The record is from the annotation of a GenBank genome assembly.